Molecule: messenger RNA, 10267 nt
Organism: Gorilla gorilla gorilla (western lowland gorilla)
Lineage: Eukaryota; Metazoa; Chordata; Mammalia; Primates; Hominidae
Gene: RPRD1A
Product: regulation of nuclear pre-mRNA domain containing 1A
Exons: 7
Coding region: 225-1232 (335 amino acids)
Biological process (GO): mRNA 3'-end processing
Molecular function (GO): RNA polymerase II C-terminal domain binding
Source: RefSeq, a predicted model, not a curated record
GUUUUCCCAGGGCUUGCAGAGGGAGGGGCGGGGCGUGGGUCCCUGUGACGUCACUGCCGGCCGGACGCCAUCUUGCUGGUUUGCGGCCGGUCUUGGAUGAAGCGGCGGCCGUGGUGAGAGCGUGGGGAAGGGUGGGGUGAGGGGGCGAGGCCGCAGCUAGGGCGGCGAAACUCUCCUCCCCUCGGCCCCACCGCGUGGGACGGCGUGAACGUGGUGUCGGAGGGAUGUCAGCCUUCUCUGAGGCGGCGCUGGAGAAGAAGCUGUCGGAGUUGAGCAACUCGCAGCAGAGCGUGCAGACCUUGUCCCUGUGGCUCAUUCACCACCGUAAACACUCGCGGCCCAUCGUCACCGUGUGGGAGCGGGAGCUGCGGAAAGCCAAACCAAACAGGAAGCUUACUUUUCUCUACCUAGCCAAUGAUGUCAUACAGAACAGCAAGAGGAAGGGGCCAGAGUUUACAAAAGAUUUUGCACCAGUUAUAGUGGAGGCUUUUAAGCAUGUUUCAAGUGAAACUGAUGAAAGUUGUAAGAAGCACCUUGGAAGAGUGUUAUCUAUUUGGGAAGAAAGGUCUGUUUAUGAAAAUGAUGUAUUAGAACAACUUAAACAAGCUCUGUAUGGUGAUAAGAAGCCUAGGAAGCGAACUUAUGAACAGAUAAAGGUGGAUGAAAAUGAAAACUGUUCCUCUCUGGGAUCUCCAAGUGAACCACCACAGACUCUAGAUCUCGUUAGAGCAUUACAAGAUCUAGAAAAUGCAGCCUCAGGUGAUGCAGCAGUUCAUCAGAGGAUAGCUUCUUUACCUGUUGAAGUCCAAGAAGUAUCUCUAUUAGAUAAAAUAACAGAUAAAGAAUCUGGAGAAAGGCUUUCCAAAAUGGUAGAGGAUGCGUGUAUGUUGCUGGCAGAUUACAAUGGCAGAUUGGCGGCAGAAAUAGAUGAUAGAAAGCAACUCACUCGAAUGUUAGCAGAUUUUCUUCGUUGUCAAAAGGAAGCCCUUGCAGAGAAAGAGCAUAAAUUGGAAAUGGAGUCUCACUCUCUCACCCUGACUGGACUGCAGUGGCGUGAUCUCAGCUCACUGCAACCUCUGCCUCCUGGGUUCAAGCAGUUCUCCUGCCUCAGCCUCCUGAGUAACUGGGAUUACAGGUGCGCGCCAUCACGGCUGUCUAAUUUUUGUGUUUUUAGUAGAGACAGGGUUUUGCCAUGUUGGCCAGGCUUGUCUCAAACUCCUGACCUCAGGUGACCCGCCCACCUCGGUCUCCCAGAGUGCUGAGAUCACAGGCAUGAGCCACCACACCCAGCCGUCCAACAGGUUCUUGACAUUGGUAUGCUGUGGUCCACUUUCCUCUGUGCUUGUGGAUUUCUGCCUGUGUAAAUUGCUUUAUUGUUUUAGUGACUUACUGGGAGGGAGCAGAUAAACAUGAGUUUGCUCUGUCAUAUAAAUGGAAGACUUUUUAUGUCUUAAUUAAGUAGAACUGUAACAUACAUGUUUCAUAACUCCUGCCAAACCACCUGUCUAAGUGGUUGUCAUGUACUACCUGGCUUAUAAGAUGAUCUUCUGCUCCCUCUCAUAUCUCCCUACAUCAUUGCAACCAUAUGGAUCUUUUAAGAAAUCAGAUCCCAUCACACUCCUCUUUAGAAACUCAUCAGUGGGCCAGGCGCAGUGGUUCAUGCCUGUAAUCCCAGCACUUUGGGAGGCUGAGGUGGGUGGAUCACGAGGUCAGGAGAUCGAGACCAUCCCAGCUAACACGGUGAAACCCCAUCUCUACUAAAAAUAUAAAAAAUUAGCCACGCGUGGUGGUGGGCUCCUGUAGUCCCGGCUACUCGGGAGACUGAGGCAGGAGAAUGGCGUGAACCCGGGAGGCGGAGCUUGCAGUGAGCCAAGAUCACGCCACUGCGCUCCAGCCUGGGCGACAGAGCGAGACUUUGUCUCAAAAAAAAAAAAAUCAAUGGUCCCCAUUACACUUUUGGAUAUUAUUUUGAACUCAGACACCAUUUAACCGCAUCUUGUAUCAUCUUGGCUUGCAUUUUGUUUUUCAGGUAUAUCAAGCAUGUUCUAAAAUCAGAGCUUUUUGCUUUGCUGAUUGUUAACAGAGAGGGACUGGAAUGCUCGUGCCUCCUGCUCUUUCCUUAGCUGGUUCCUUUUCCACUCAGGUUUAUAUUCCUAUGUCAAGUCUUCAGAGAGUCCUACAUCCUUUUCUUUUGGUCCCAUCUACCCAUUCGUCUGGCCCCCUCUACCCAACUGUAUUACAUUGUCAUUUUGGUUUUUGUUUUUCUUCCAUAUUAAUUCUUUCUAUUAAUACUUUAUAUACUUAGUUUUCAUGUGCACCUGCCACUAGGAUGUGAGUUUCAUGAGAUGAACCUUGUUUGGUUUUUCAUAUUUAUUACCAUGCCCUCAAUGCUUAGAGUAGUUUCUGUCUCCUGGUAGGCACUCAGGUGUUUGUGUUAAGUAAAUGAAUGCCAUUAGAAAUGUAACUUGGGGCCAGGCGCGGUGGCUCACGCCUGUAAUCCCAGCACUUUGGGAGGCCGAGGCGGGUGGAUCAUGAGGUCAGGACAUCGAGACCAUCCUGGCUAACACGGUGAAACCCCGUCUCUACUAAAAAUACAAAAAAUUAGCUGGGCGUGGUGGCGGGCGCCUGUAGUCCCAGCCACUCGGGAGUGUGAGGCAGGAGAAUGGCGUGAACCCGGGAAGCAGAGCUUGCAGUGAGCCGAGAUUGCGCCACUGCACUCCAGCCUGGGCGACAGAGCGAAACUCCUUCUUAAAAAAAAAAAAAAAUAAAUAACUUGGAAGAGGUAUAUAUUUAAAAUUGGUAACUUACUUGUAGCUAAAUCAGAAAAGAAUGAUAAAUAAAUAAAAAUGAUUGAAAGACACUUGAGGAUUUUGAAUAAAAUUAUAUCCAACAUAAUUGGUUAAAUCAUUUUAGCAGAGUCCAGUACUUAAAAAGUCUUAAGUGGGCUGUGUACACAGUUCAAGGCAUGCAGUUUGUAGAGCUGCAGUUGAGCAUUUUGAACAAAGGAGUAAAUUAUCAUCUUGAAAUUGUAAAAUUAUUUUACCAGCUUGCAUUUUUUUCCCUUCUGUAGGAGAAUAACACUAACAAUAUGUGAGAAUAACGUGAAUAAGAAAUGAACAGUAGUAAUCCUUAGCAUUGUAUAAGUACUGAAUUUGUAAAGAGUAAUAGUGCCAUCUAGUGGAAGAGCUGGAGCUACAGAUGAAACCAGAGUCCUUAAGCCAGUGUUCAUUCUUUUAUGUUAAAGUAUGUAACAGAGAGGAAUUUACACUCUAUUGCCCUUUGUGCCUGUUCACUCAUUCAUGGAAUGGAAAUGUAAUAUUAAUAUUAAUGCUAAUUACUGUCAAGAGGCGUUCAUAGAACUCUGAUGGUUAAAACAAUGAUGCGUAUAGGCAGUUACGCUUUCUUGAGACAAAGGAAGUCCUUAAUAAACUGCUAACAAAGAUUACAUUUUCUUGUUACUGUAUCAGUUCUUACAAGUGAGAUGAGAUUGAAAAGUAGUUUGGAGCCACAUUGUGGAGGGCACUUGAAUGUCAGGCCUAGUAGAGGUUGAUAACAGGCCAAAGGGAAGAAAGGAGUGGUGGUGUUGGCAGUGUCUGAAAAUGGUUAUAGUUGUUGAGUGGAUUAGAUUGGAGAGAGAUUAGCAGUAGGGAGACCAGAUGCAACUUAAUUAGAAAAAUGUAUGUGCUGAGCAGUAAAAGCCUGAACUACAGUGGGUGGUAGCAGUGAAGUGUGUGUGUGUGUGUGUGUGUGUGUGUGUGUUUUGAGACAAGGUCUCACUCUGUUACCCAGGUUGGAGCUCAGUGGCACAAUCAUGACUGACUGCACCCUCGACCUCCCAGGGCUCAGGUGAUCAGCCUCCCGAGUAGCUGGGACUACAGGCGAGUGCCACGACUCCCGACUAAUUUUUGUGCUUUUUGUAGAGACAGUGUUUCACCAUGUUGCCCAGGCUGGUCUCGAACUGCUGGGCUCAGGUAGGUGAUCCACCUGCCCUCGCCUCCCAGAGUGUUGGGAUUACAGGUGUGAGCCACUGCACCUGGCAGUUUUUUUUUUAUUGCAAAAGUAGUACAUGCUUAUCAUAGUUGAAAAACCAUUGAUAAGCACAUGCAGAUACCAUCCAAAAUUUUUGUCACCCAUUGAAUACCUUUUGGCAAGAUUUAGAAGGAUAGAAUCAGACUGUACAUGUCAUUUUAUAUAGUGUCUUUUUGCACAUUUACUAUAAAAAUUUUCAUGUGAUUAUAAAUCUCAUUUAAUAGCUAAAUUACAUUGUUCUAUGGAAGUAGUAUUUGUUUAGCCAGCUAAUUAUUUAACGUUUAUAUUUCUUCCAGUUCCUUGCUAUUGAAGAACAGUGCUUUAAAUCACCUUUUGGCAUUUAUGUUACUUCCAGUUUGAUACUGAAAACAUUGCUCUGAAUCACCCUUCAACUAAGUUUUGGCUUAUCUGUGAUAGUCUUCUCAUAAAUUCCUAGAAGUAAAAUAAUUUAAAAAAAGCAAUAAGGAGAUAUGGUUUUCAUGCUUGAGUUAGUUACAGUUUUAAGAAAACAGGCCGGGCGCGGUGGCUCAUGCCUGUAAUCCCAGCACUAUGGGAAGCCGAGGCAGGCGGAUCAUCUGAGGUCAGGAGUUCAAGACCAGCCUGACCAACAUGGAGAAACCCCGUCUCUACUAAAAAUACAAAAAUUAGCUGGGUGUAGUGGCAGGCAACUGUAAUCCCAGCUGCUCGGGAGGCUGAGACAGGAGAAUCGCUUGAACCCAGUAGGUGGAGGUUGCGGUGAGCCAAGAUUGUGCCAUUGCACUCCAGCCUGGGCAACGAGAGUGAAACUCUGCCUCAAAAAAAAGAAAAAAGAAAAGAUAUUCUUUGUAAUGACAUGGGGUUGUGGAAAUGGGAACUCUUAACAUAUUAUUGAUGUAAAUUCAUUUGGUCCACUCUGUGGAGGACAGUUUGGUAAUAAGUAUCAGAAGCAUUUAUUUUACAUAGUUUUUUUCUCUUUGCCUUUUAUCAGAUUACUUAAAUGUAUGUAGUGAUUGAAAGUAACUAGUAGACCAAAUUCUGGGUGCACAGGGAUGGUAUAGUUUUAUUUUACUGUUUUAAAAAACUUCAGGUAAAAUACAUAUAAAAUUUGCCAUAUUAAACAUUUUUAAAUGUAUAUAGGUCACUAGUGUUAACUAUAUUCACAUGAUUUUGCACCUUAUUUCUAGAACUCUUCAUAUUGCAGAACUGAAACUCUGUACCUACCCAUUCAACAACAAUUUCUCAUUUCUGCCUUCACCCAGCCAUCAAUUUUUCUUUCAGUCUCUGAAUUUGGCUAUUCUGGAUACCUUAUAUAAGGGAAAGCAUACAGUAUUCUCUUUUUGUGACUGGCUUAUUUCUUUAGCAUAAUGCCCUCUAGGUUCAUCCAGUUUGUAGUACAUGUCAGAAUUUCCUUCCUUUUUAAGAAUAUAUACGCUGCAUGUUUUCAUUUGUCCAUGGCUAUAUACUUGGGUUGCUUCCACCUCUUGGCUAUUGUGAAUGCUGCUGCUAUGGAAUGUUGGUGUACAAAUAAUAUCUUUGAGGCCGGGCAUGGUGGCUCACGCCUGUAAUCCUAGUACUUUGUGGGUGGAUUAUUUUAUGUCGGGAGUUUGAGACCAGCCUGGCCAACAUAGUGAAACCCUGCUUCUACUAAAAAUACAAAAAUUAGCCGGGCAUGGUGAGUGGCACCUGUAGUCCCAGCUAUUUGAGAGGCUGAGGCAGGAGAAUCACUUGAACCCGGGAGGCUGAGGUUGCAGUGAGCCGAUAUCACGCCACUGCACUCUAGCCUGGGCGACAGAGGGGAACUCUGUCUCAAAAAAAAAAAAAAAAAAAAUGUGAAUGUGUGUGUGUGUGUAUGUGUAUAUAUAUGUGUGUGUGUUUAUGUGUGUGUGUGUGUGUGUGUGUAUGUCUUUGAGACCCUACUUUCAACUUGUUGGGGGCAUUUACUGAGAAGUUGAAUUGCUAGAUUAUACAUUAAUUCUAUUUUCAAAUUUUCUUGAGAACUGACAUACUGGUUUCCGUAGUGCUACAACAUUUUGCAUUCCUACCAACAGAGCACGAGGGUUCCAUUUUCUCCACAUCCGCACCAACAUUUGGUGUUUUCUGUUUUUGUUGAUAGUAGCUAUCCUAAUGUAUAUUAGGUAGUAUCUCAUUGUGGUUUUGAUUUGCGUUUCCCUAAUAAUUAAUGAUGUUGAACACCUUUUUCAUAUGCUUAUGGCCAUUUGUUUAGCUUUCGAGAAAUGUCUAUUCAAGUCCUUUGCCUAUUUUAUUUUUAUUUAUUUAUUUAUUUAUUUUCUUGAGACGGAGUCUCGCUUUGUUGCCCAGGCUGGAGUGCCGUGGCGCGAUCUCGGCUCACUGCAAGCUCUGCCUCCCAGGUUCACGCCAUUCUCCUGCCUCAGCCUCCCGAGUAGCUGGGACUACAGGCGCCCGCCACCACACCCGGCUAAUUGUUUUUUGUAUUUUUAGUAGAGACGGGGUUUCACCGUGUGUUAGCCAGGAUGGUCUCGAUCUGCUGACCUCGUGAUCCGCCUGCCUUGGCCUUCCAAAGUGCUGGGAUUACAGGCGUGAGCCAUGGCGCCCAGCCUUGCCUAUUUUAAAAUCAGGUUGUUUUCUGUUGUAAGUGAUGGUGUCAUUUUAGGUUGAUGAUAUUUGUUAUAGUCGGGAACUAGAAAGAAUUUGGAGACCAUCUAACUGACUUUUUACUGGAAAUGAUUCUGGAAUAUUUCCUGAAAGAUGAGAUAGUUUAGCCAGCUUCUGCUUGGAAGUUUCUGGUGUAAAGGGAACAUACUGUUUUGAGAGUAGUCUGUUCUAUCUUCUGGACAAUUGCUAGAAAUUUAUAUGCUUUUUUAUUUGUUUAUUUUUAAUAUUUAUGACACAUGCUGGCAGUAAAUAGAAAUUUAUAAGCUUUUUAAAGAAAUUAGCAAAAAAUAUUUGUCCAAAUACAUAUAUUCUUUUAUAUAUGUAUGUGUAUGUAGGUGUGUGUAUAUUUAUAUACUCACACUGUGGAGAAAAUGUGGAGUACCAGAAAUCACAGGAAGAUAAUAAAAACCACAAAUACUGAAAAUGCAUGACUUGAAACAAUAUCCCAUUAUCUGAGUUUCUCUCAGACUCCUUCCUUAUGGUUUUUUAUGGACCUGUUUUGUUUAUAGGAUUCUAGAUAGAUCAUUUUGUUGGUGUUUAAGAAAUUUUAUUUUUGAAACGUUUUACUGUUUCAUUAUCGUUAUUCAUGCAUUAUUUCUCAGUUAAAAUUUUACUUGAUUCAUGUGUCAGAAAUGUAAAAAAACUUUUUUUUACUUGUAAAGAUAUUCCAGAAAAAAGAAAAGAGAAAUUACAUUUUAAUAUUUUAAAAUAAAGGAUAAAAAUAAAGAUGUCAUGAAGAGCAACAAAAAUGGCGCAGGUCUUUGCAUGUCUGAGAGUGGCUCUCCUUCCUGUUCACCCGUGGACAACAGCUUCACUGAAUAUCUUUUUGUCUUUUGGCCUAGAUAUUGUAUUUUUUUUCCUUUAUCCUAAACUGACUAGCACAUAUCUCGGAUAUUGGUCUUUCAUUAAUUUUGCUUGAUAUUUGAUGUGCCCUUAUAUUGGGAAGACCCAAGUUGUCUUUUAUUUUUGCUUCUCUGUUUAUAGUUUUUUUCUUAAAUCUUAUUAUAGGUAUAUUGAAUGUUCUGACUCUUCACGCUGCUCAUCUUUUGUUUUGCCUCACUUUUCUCAUUUUCCUUCAGUAUUUCCUAUGGUUUUGUUGUUGCCAUUUUUUGUUAUACUAAUUCUUCCUUACUGCAUGAGAACUCUGCUUGUCUAAUGUUGGGAACUUAGAUUUUUUUGUCAGAUUUUUGUGGUCUCUGUUGAAGAAAGGGGUUUAUCAUUGUGUUUACUUGGCUAGUUCACAGAUUGUACAACUCAGGUCAAGUCAAGAAGGAAUCAGGAGUUGUAGAUGUUAGUGCCAGAAUUUGCUGAGUCAGCCCAGAUCUGACUGGGACCUUGCCUCUAUUUUUGCCAGCACACCAGCCCCGCCAUCCAAUUAUUCUGGUAUUGUACUCCCUGAAUCCUCCCUGUACCUCUGGAAACCACAGCAGUCACAGCUGUCCUUGUUAAAAUGAUUUGGAGUGAUGACUAAAAUAUUCACACCUUCAGAGCUUGGCAAAGUCUUGUAGGAAUGUUCGGACCUAUAUAAUGUAAAUGCAAAAUACUGUUUAAUUAGCCUACUAAUAAACAUUAAUGAAUUUUUACAUUUUUAAUUAUUCUUUUGAAUAGAGACUAUUUAAACAAACUUCAGUAAAUGCAGUAGUCCCCUGCUUAUCCGCAGGGCAUGUUUUCCAAGACCCAUAGUGAAUGCCUGAAACUUCUGAUGGUACUGAACCUUAUACACUGUAUAUAUUCAUGUGUCACUUAACGAUGGGAUACAUUCUGAGAAAUGCAUAGUUAGGCAUUUUUUCAUUGUGUGAACAUUGUAGCAUGCACUUACACAAACCUAGAUGGUAUACCUACUACCCACUGAGGCUUUAUGGUAUAGCCUGUUGCUUCUAGGCUACAAACCUAUAUAGCAUGUUACUGUUGUGAAUACUGUAGGCAGUUGUAAUACACUGGUAAGUAUUUGUGUAUCUAAUAAUGCCUUCUGGUAUACCUCUUGAAGGACCUGAGGCCAUUUUACAGUUAACUUUUUUUUAUAGAGUAUAUUCUAACAAUAAAAAGUGUAGUAAAUACAUAAACCGGUAACAAAGUCAUUUAUUUUCAUUAUCAAAUACUAUAUACUGUACAUAAUUAUACUGUACUUUUAUACAACUGGUAGCAUGGCUGUCACCACAAACACAUGAGUAAUGCAUUGUGCUAUGAUGUUAGGAUGGCUACGCUAGGCAAUAGGAAUGGUCACUAGGUGAUAGGAAUUUUUCAGCUUCGUUAUAGUCUUACAGGACCACUGUUGUAUAUGCAGUCCAUUGUUGGCCAAAAUGUAAUGCAGUGUAUGAUUGUACUUUUGUUUCUAUACAGUCACAUUGUAUGGGGGUGGUAACAUAUACAACAUUCUGGAUUAAGGGAUGAUUUUUGUCCUGGGUGGAAUGGACAAAAAGAUGUAAUUAUGUAAGAUGUAAUUAACGCUACUCAGAACAACAUGCAAUUUAAAACUUAGGAACUGUUUAUUUCUAGAACUUUUCAUGUAAUAGUUUUGGACCAAGAUUGAUCUUAGGUAACUGAAAUCAUGGAAGGUGAAAUUGUAGACAAGGGUGGACUCUUAUAAAAUCUUUACUGUGGCAUAAAUAGUUUAUGACAUUUAUUUUUGCUGCAUAUAAGCUAUUAUUUUACUUACAGGCUCUGAGCUUUUUUGUUUUUGGAAGGUGCACAUUUUUGGCAUUGGCAUUUUUUGCUUGUGUUAAUUUUGGGACUAUCUCAAACCUCUCUUUUUUAACAUCUGCCAUUGUUAAUGUUGGAGAUGUUCAUCAGGUUCUUAUGUAAUUAGUUUUUCAAAUAUAUGUAUCUUUUUUAUCUUGCUGAACCAAUGUUUUAGCUUGUCGAGUUUUUAAAAAACUUUACUUUUGUCAUUUCUUAUUUUGGCUCUGUUGGCUUUGUUUCUUCUGCUGAUUUCUUAAGAAUAUAUUUUAAUUAUAGAAAAAAAUAAAAUAUUUUUACAUGUUGAAGAUAUAAGGCCAGAAAAGAGGACAGUGGUUAUUAACUUUUCCUGGUUGACUUUGGUCUUAAAUUAGUUAACAUUUGGAUGGGCAGAUUAGCUUUGUAGUGAAGAGUGGGGACUCUGGAGCAGUAUUGCCGAAGUUUCAGUCCUGCUUCACCACUUACUAGCUCUGUGACAUUCGACAACACAUUUGGCCUCUGUUUCCUUGUCUGUAAAAUAGGGAUAAUAAUUGUACCGACUUUAUGUGGUUAUUAUGGGAUUUAAGUGAGUUGGGUGCUUAAAACUGCCACACAUAUAGUAAAUACCUCAGAGGUUUUAGCCCCCAACAAAAAAAAACUUGGAGAUUUUCUAGCUAGCAUAUCUCUAGCAUUUAACCAGUGAAAUUAUGUAGUUUUAUGGGGAUAUUCUUGAGUUUUCAGAUGUCUGUAGUAUUUUUAUGUCUAUAGCGCAGUGGUCCUCCCAAAGAGGAAGUGUUUGUUUUGCUAGUUAAAUCUUAGUAUCUCAGUGAUUGCAACUGGGUUCCCAAGUUUUAAACAAUAUGUUCAGUCAGUUUUUUGAGAUUCUGGCUUAUCUGAGUCAAGCCUACUUGUCUGCUGUUUAUGAAGUCUAUCUCCUUUCAACUGGAGGUAAUAAAGUAUUUGCUAUUUA